Molecule: messenger RNA, 621 nt
Organism: Lactuca virosa
Lineage: Eukaryota; Viridiplantae; Streptophyta; Magnoliopsida; Asterales; Asteraceae
Source: the annotation of a GenBank genome assembly
AUGCGUUUGUCUGAUCAAAACAUUACUGGCGAUGAACUUAUAAAAAUGCGUGAAUUUAGUAAAUGGAUUCUUGAAAUGGGUGUUGGUCGGCUUCCUACGUGUACAGUUGAAGGUGAAGACGAUGGUACAUGGAUCACUAUACCUGAUGAUCUUCUUAUUCCUGUUGCUGAUAAUCCUAUUGAUGCUGUUACAUCCAUUGUAUUCCCAGAUAUUUUGAGUAGACUUAAUGACAUGUCUUACAUACAGGAACGAUGCAUCCUUUGCCCGACAAACGAUGAUGUUGACAUGAUCAAUUUACAUGUGCUUUCUAAGAUGUCUGGUGACAUGCAUGAAAUGUUAAGUGCUGAUGAGAUUUGUCGAAGUACUGAUAAUUUUGCCGAAUUGGAAAUUAUGUAUUCUUCAGAAUUUCUUAACACGUUGCGGUUCUCAGGAAUUCCAAACCAUGAGUUAAACUUAAAGGUUGGUGCACCGAUCAUUUUGUUACGUAACUUAAAUUUGCAAAGAGGUUUGUGCAACGGGACUCGGUUGGUCAUCACACAAAUUAGUCGGAGGGUUUUGGAGGCGGUGAUUAUUACCGGUACUCAUAUUGGAGAGAAAGUAUUAAUUGGGAGGAUUGAUUGA